AUGGUCUCCAGCGUCAACACCUGGGUGUGGCUGGCGGUGGUGUUGUUAAUCACCCUACUGCGCUAUGUCUCCCGAACCCUUCAGAUGGGUGUACCCCGCCAUCUCCAGAUGGAGGACUUGGUGAUGCUCUUCACCGUGGUCUUCUAUAUCCUCCUCACCGUGUUCCUGGUCGAGGUGCAAAAGCAUGGCACCAACGAGAUCCCCCCAGACCAAUUCGACGACAUCGACCCCGCGUCCAUUCCCGAUCGCAUCACGGGCAGUAAACUGGUCAUUGUUGUGGAACAGAUGUGGCUGGCCACCAUUUGGGGAUGCAAGGCGUGUCUGCUCUUGUUGUAUUCCACCAUGACCUCGGGUCUUUCCCAGCACCGGGUCGUCAGGCUCAUCGGCGCCUUCUGUGCCCUCAGCUUCGUCGUGGUGGAGGUGCUGUUCUUCGCCGCCUGGUGCCGACCCUUUUCCGCAUACUGGUCCGUCCCGCCGAAAAGCCUGCAGUGUUCCGUCUAUCGCGACCACUUAAUCCUCGUCCUCGCGCUGAACAUCCUGACCGAUCUCUUGAUCAUGGCCAUCCCACUACCCCUGCUGGUCAAAGCCAAACUCACCUUGGUCAAGAAGAUCACCCUCUGCGGCGUCUUCUCGCUGGGCGCCUUCGUCAUCCUCUGCUCCAUCAUGUCCAAAUACUACUCCAUCUCCAAACCCUACGGCGACCAAUGGGUGGACUGGUAUGUCCGGGAAGCCGCCACGGCCGUCAUCGUGACCAACAUCCCGCAGACCUGGACUCUGUUCCGACGGUUGUUCAACUGGCGGGCCUUCUUAGCCCACUCGUCCUACGACCGCAGCCACGGAAAAUACACCAACCGACUGGAUAGUUCGACCAUCCAUCUCUCCCGGUUCCGGGGCGGCGACAAGUCGCAGGUACGCUCCACGAUCGAUCCGACCGAGUCCGGCGAGUAUAUCGCCCGCGAGCAGCCGUUGGAGAUCUGGGAGCAUCGUCAGUUUCACGUCACCAAUGAACCGGAAGAGUUGCGGAAGAGCAGCAGUAUCAGUCAGGCGAGCAGUGGCAGUCUGGAGUUUGACACGACGGGGUAUCAGAACCAGCAGUCGCGGACCACGGUGACCACGGCCGUGCAGCAUCCCGAUGCAUAA
Messenger RNA from Aspergillus ibericus CBS 121593, 1140 nucleotides. RefSeq names its product UbiD family decarboxylase. The transcript has 4 exons. Bases 1 to 1140 code for a protein of 379 amino acids. The record is from RefSeq and is a predicted model, not a curated record. NCBI's taxonomy places the organism in Eukaryota, Fungi, Ascomycota, Eurotiomycetes, Eurotiales, Aspergillaceae.